AGGGGGCCGGUCCCUUUUUAGCAGCCCUGGAGAGUAGGUACACUUGGCCAUGACUGGCAGCAAGGCGUGCAGCUUCGUCACUGCACACGCUGCCGUACAGUCAGGCUGUCUUUUGCCAAGCAACUUGUUUCCUCUCGGUCGAGGGCUUGUACAUGGGCUUGUAGGCUGCACCGGCAACCCUCCUUACCGUUGGCACGGGCUACCCGGGUGCAUCAUCUGUUAGCUGUUAGUCCGUAAUCCGUGUUGCGAAACUCGAAACAUCCUCUCCCCGUCCGCCAUCCCCCGUCCUUACGCGGCAAUCCCCCACUACCGAAAUCCCUCGUGCCGCCGAUCAACGACGCCGACGACGUCCACGAUAGACCACCCUCCUCCCCUCCUCGAAUUGUGCGCCUUUGCUGGCCCAUCGUCGACCUGCCAUCCUCGCAGGCGCAGAUCACAAUACACCCAUUGCUGCGAGGGCUGUCCUGCCCCUAUGUCCGCCCCUGACUGAGUCGCCCUUCACAACAACAGCAUCUCACCACUCUGUCCACCGCCACAUCGUCACGGUCCCUUCCACAUAUUAGCCGCCCGUCAUGGGUAUCACCAACCGCCGAAAGGAUAAGGGGGCCAAGCAGGGCGGAGCCGUCGCAGCAGGCGGUGGCCAUGCCGGAGGAGGAGCGAAGCCCAAGAAGGCCACCUUCGAGACCACAAAGAAGAAGGAAAUCGGUGUCUCAGACCUGACCCUCCUCAGCAAGGUCUCCAACGAGGCCAUCAACGAUAACUUGAAGAAGAGGUUCGAGGGCGCCGAGAUCUACACCUACAUCGGCCACGUGCUGGUUUCCGUCAACCCCUUCCGCGACCUCGGCAUCUACACCGACCAGGUUCUCGAGAGCUACAAGGGCAAGAACCGACUCGAGGUCCCCCCACACGUCUUCGCCAUCGCCGAGUCCGCAUACUACAACCUCAAGGCCUACCAUGACAACCAAUGCGUCAUCAUCUCGGGCGAGUCCGGUGCCGGCAAGACAGAAGCUGCGAAGCGCAUCAUGCAGUACAUCGCCAACGUCUCGGGGGGCGAGUCGGGCGACGUCAAGCAGAUCAAGGACAUGGUGCUGGCAACCAACCCCCUGCUCGAGUCCUUCGGAAAUGCCAAAACACUGCGGAAUAACAACUCCUCACGUUUCGGCAAGUACCUGCAGAUGCACUUCAACGCUCAGGGAGAGCCCGUCGGUGCCGACAUCACAAACUACCUGCUCGAGAAGUCCAGAGUAGUCGGCCAGAUCCAGAACGAGCGGAACUUCCACAUCUUUUACCAGUUCGCCAAGGGCGCAUCCCAACAACACAGGGAGAUCUUCGGAAUACAAAAGCCCGAGACAUAUCUCUACACAAGCAAGUCAAAAUGCCUGGAUGUUGACGGGAUCGACGAUCUCGCCGAGUUCCAGGACACGCUGAAUGCGAUGAACCUGAUCGGUCUGUCCCAGGCGGAGCAGGACAACAUCUUCAGGAUGCUGUCUGCAAUCUUGUGGACUGGUAAUCUUGUUUUCAAGGAGGACGACGAUGGUUAUGCCGCGGUGUCUGACUCAUCCGUUGUCGACUUUCUGGCAUACCUGCUCGAGGUCGACGCGCAGUCCCUCAUCAAGGCCAUCACCAUCCGUAUCUUGACGCCGAGGAACGGCGAAGUCAUCGAGUCUCCCGCCAACAUUGCGCAAGCAACGGCCACUCGCGACGCGCUGGCAAAGGCCAUCUAUUACAACCUGUUCGACUGGAUUGUGGAGAGAGUCAACCAGUCGCUCAAGGCCAGGCAACCCACCACAAACUCAAUCGGAAUUCUCGAUAUCUAUGGAUUUGAGAUUUUUGAGAAGAACAGUUUUGAGCAACUGUGCAUCAACUAUGUCAAUGAGAAACUGCAGCAGAUCUUCAUCCAGUUGACGCUCAAGGCCGAGCAGGAGGAAUACGCCCGAGAACAGAUCAAGUGGACACCCAUCUCAUACUUCGACAACAAGGUUGUGUGUGACUUGAUCGAGCAGACCCGCCCUGUCGGCAUCUUUUCUGCCAUGAAAGAUGCCACCAAGACUGCGCACGCUGACCCGGCUGCUUGCGACCGGACGUUCAUGCAGAGCAUCAACGGCAUGUCAAAUGCCCAUCUGACGCCGCGUCAAGGAAGCUUCAUCAUUAGGCAUUAUGCUGGUGACGUGAGCUACACGGUUGAUGGCAUCACGGACAAGUGCAAGGAUCAGCUGCUCAAGGGCGUCCAGAACCUCUUCCAGCUCAGCCAGAACGCAUUCAUCCACACGCUGUUCCCCCACCAGGUCGACACCGAUAACAGGAAACAACCGCCAUCUGCCGGUGACAGGAUUCGAACUUCGGCGAAUGCGCUUGUCGAGACGCUUAUGAAGUGUCAGCCAUCAUACAUUCGCACGAUCAAGCCAAACGAGAACAAGUCACCGACUGAGUACAAUGUACCAAACGUGCUUCAUCAAAUCAAAUACCUUGGUCUACAGGAGAACGUCAGAAUUCGUCGGGCUGGUUUUGCAUACCGUCAGUCUUUCGAGAAGUUCGUCGAUCGAUUCUUCCUGCUGUCGCCUGCGACGUCGUAUGCGGGAGAGUACACAUGGACUGGCUCUUAUGAUGCGGCUGUAAAGCAAAUUCUCAAGGACACAAGUAUCCCGCAGGAAGAGUGGCAACUUGGUGUGACGAAAGCCUUUGUCAAGUCUCCUGAAACCCUCUUCGCUCUUGAGCAUAUGAGGGAUCGGUACUGGCACAACAUGGCAACUCGUAUCCAGCGAAUGUGGCGAGCAUACCUCGCAUACAGGGCUGAGUCGGCAACGCGUAUCCAACGAUUCUGGCGCAAGAAGCGCACAGGUGCUGAGUACUUGCAGCUAAGGGAUGACGGCCACCGCGUGCUUCAGGGCCGCAAGGAAAGACGACGCAUGAGUCUGCUGGGUUCUCGACGAUUCCUUGGAGACUAUCUGGGUAUCAACGCGACCACUGGGCCUGGGAGUCAAGUGCGCAACGCCAUCGGACUGGGGAGCAACGAGAAGGCGGUCUUCUCGUGUCGCGGUGAGCUUCUGGAGGCCAAGUUCGGCCGCUCCAGUAAGCCGAGUCCCAGGAUCAUUAUUGUGACGGGCAGCAAAUUCUACACCGUCUCUCAGAUGCUCGCGAACAACCAGGUUCAGAUCGUCGUCGAACGAGCUGUCCCCUUGGGAGCCAUCAAAUUCGUCGGCGCCUCGACCGCCCGCGAUGAUUGGUUCUCGCUCGGAAUCGGCUCUCAACAGGAAGCAGAUCCGCUCCUGAACUGUGUUUUCAAGACGGAGAUGUUCACCCAGAUGCAAAGGGUCAUGCCGGCUGGUUUCAACCUGAAAAUAGGGGAGACAAUCGAGUACGCCAAGAAGCCCGGGAAGUUGCAGCAGGUCAAGGUCCUCAAGGAUUCUCCUUCGCCGGCCGAUUUCUACAAGAGUGGUGCGGUGCACACGCAGCCCGGCGAGCCACCAAACUCGGGCUCAAGACCUAUGCCCAAAGCCAAGCCCGUGCCGCCGAGGCCCAUCACGAAGGGCAAGCUGAUCAAGCCUGGCGGACCCAACGGCCGGCCGUCAAGAGCCACAGGAAAUAGAACGCCCCAACCCAGGCCCGGAGCUGCAGGGGCCGCGGCCCCGCGUGCUGUACCCAACCCUACCCCAAGGCCCACCCCGAAACCAAUACCUGCCCCUGUCACCAUCCCUUCACAUAACCGAAACCAGUCAGCCGCUUCCGCAACUCGUGUACCGCCUCCACCGCCGCCGCCUGCCGCGCCCCCGGCCAAGGCGAAGAUCAUGGCCAAGGUCCUGUAUGAUUUCGCCGGCCAGAGGGAGAACGAGUUGACCAUCAAGGCCGGCGACUUGAUCGAGGUUGUCCAGAAAGAGACAAAUGGUUGGUGGCUCGCAAAGAAUGCGGACGGCCAGGCAUGGGUGCCCGCAGCAUACGUGGAGGAACAAGCACCCGCGCCAGCACCGAGGGCCCCGCCACCGCCCCCGGUCGCAAACGGAAGGGCGAAACCAGCAGCGCCCCAGCCCCCGGCGAAGCGACCCGCGGCGGGGCGCAAGCCGGCGCCGCCCCCGCAGCCGCGCGACUCGGGCAUGAGUCUCAACGGCAGUGCUGACGGCAGCCGGAGCAACACACCGACGCCGAGCCUGGGGGGCAGUCUGGCGGACGCGCUCCUGGCGAGGAAGCAGGCGAUGGCUAAGAAGGACGACGAUGACGACUGGUAGUGGCGCCUAUGCAGUGGAAGACGAGGAGCAGAGUCGGGUCUAAGUUUGCGUGUGGUCUACCUGCUCCGACGUGGUUAGAAUGAGCAAAGGGUCGCGUGCGUGGUGGUUGUGGUUCGUUUCGGUGCUGCAUAGCCCUUGUUAUUUUUGCUCUCGCCUUGUAUGGCGAGCCAUAGAAUGGCGAGGAUGGGAAAAGGGAAAAGAAGAGAAAGGUGCUCUUGUUUGUUCGAUAGACGGGCGGGCUGGCUUGACCAGGCCCUGCUCGGUGUUUUGAAGUAUCAAGAGUUGUCAGUAUUGAACAUAGUACAUAUUUCAGAAAGAUAUCAUUUAAGCAUCUCUGGAGAUUGGCUUGGUGAUCUCGGGGUCCGGGGUAAUCAUGUAGCUUUAAGACCUGUUCUCGUGUCUUUUGUCAACGAUUAUGAAUGCCGCGUGUUGGCCGCAUUGAUUACGGCCAGUCAAAUUCUCAUUGGGUCACCCUGCUAGCACGAACGGACUGUGGCUACGGUUCAUUGGAUCUGACCUCGACUAUCUAUCCUUUCCGUAGGCCUUCCUUCGACGUAGCAGCUCGCCAAGGGGCACAUCCUCAUCGUCAUCCUCCACAUCCUCAUCCACGCCAAAGUCUCGCAGGCGGUCGCCCUCUGAGUUCGUCCACCCGGGCUCGCCGUCGAACCCCCUCUCGUAGUAGCCCUGGCCGGGUAUCACGGGGACCGCCCUGUCCGAGGCGCCCCCUUCCCCUAACCCGUCCUCCUCGUCUUCAUCAUAAUAACCACCGCUGCCACCGCUCUCGUUGUCGUCGACAUAGUCAUACCCCUCCUCGAUAUCCUCGAUCCCCUCGUCCUCGCCCAGCUCGGCGAUGACGCCCGACGUGCCCCGCCGCCGCCGCAGGUCCAUCUCCUGCCGCGCGCGGAACGCCGCCAUCUCCUCCUGCGGGCUGGCCCACCUCCUGUCGACGAGCUCUGCCUCCUGCCGCCGCGAGGCCUCGGACCCGGGCCAGCCCUUGCCGCCGCCCGCCGCAGCCCGCCGCAGCUUCUCCGGGUCCGCGGGCGGCCACAUGCCCUCGCGGUCGUUGAACCCGUUCUCCUCCCACUCCCACCCCGUGCCCUUGCCGGCGGCCGCCCCCUCCCCGCUCGAGACCUUUGGCCCGCCGCCUAUCAGGGGGUCGAGCCACGUCAGGACGUUCCUGGUGCCCAUCGCCUGUGCCAUGUUGGCGAAGAAGCCGAUGUCGUAGGGGAACUCGACCCGCUCGAUCUUGACCUUGCCGCCGGCGCCGGGCCCGGUCCACCACCCGGCCCGCCUGGACCUGAGGAGCACCGCCUCGUGCCUCUCCUGCUCCCAGCCCUCGAUCAUGGUGAUGUUGAGCACCCACCCCCUAGCAGUAGUAGCCAGGAGUAUGACCAGCGCGAACGAGACCAGGAACCCGGCGAUCGCCAGCAGGACCAGGUGGAUCAGCACGGGGACGCUGGGGCCCAGGUACGAGGGCAGGGCCGAGUUGUCCCAGAAGAUGAGGCGCAGGCGCGGGUACAGCAGCCACCAGAGGAGGUAGCCCAGGGCGAGGUUGGUGUAGACCAGGAAGCGCAGGAAGUAGGGGAAGGUCUGCAGCGAGACGCAGUUGUUGGUCCAGGGGCAGUGGUGGUCCAUCUUGGGGAUGCAGGUCUUGCAGAGGCGGCAGUGGUGCGCGCGGAGGGGCUUGGGGGCGUCGCAUUUCUUGCACCAGCGGGUUGUUGCCGAGGUGGUGGUGGUGGUGAUCGUCGUCGUCGUCGUCGGCUUGCUUUUGGGCUCGGGGUGGGGUGUGGGUGUGUCGGCUGGCUUGUCUGAAGGGGUCUCGCCGUCUUUGCUAGUCGGUGGGGGGUCGUCGGACUUGUUGGAUGUUGCUGGCGGUUGUUUUGGGAGGAAGUCGUAGCGGCCUGGGGGCACGGUGCAUGCCUUGUAGUAUGUGAUCCAUAGGCAGGCGAGGAGGAUGUUGAAUAUGGCCGUCUCCCUCUGGGUCAUGGGCCCGGGCUCGAGGUUCUCAGCGACGUUGAAGAGCCAUUGCGACGUGUAGCCCAGGAAGACGAUCAGGAGGCAGACGGCCGGUACGAAGAGGGACUGGUAGUCGGUGGAUGCUGGCCCGGUGAGUAGGCCAGCCAUGUCUGGAGUUUGAGAGUCAGGGCGGGAGGUGAGUGUCGGCUGCUUGUCGUCAACUCGUCAACAGGUCAACAUGGCAGUUGCAAGCGAGGCGCUCGCAGUCAGUAGCCUGGUGUUGAAGGUUCUGAUCAGUAGUAAAUCCCUCGGUGUAGGGUUGAGAACAAUAAUAAACAAAGAGAGCACGAGCACAGCACACCCAGUUGUGCGGCUCGUUGUAUCACGAGGUUGGCAUGUUGAGGGCAGGUGGUACAGCCGACUUGUCAGCCGUGCAUUGUGGUCGCAAAUCAGCCAGCCUUCCGCGCAGCCCGUAUUCAGGGGACGCGACGUCAGUCUUUGGGAGGUCAAGGGACCCCUGCUCAGAAGCAGGGGCACCUCGUGUGGCCUGGCCAGGUGCUCGAGUACUGCGACCUCACAAUGGCAAGCUCCACGUCGAUAUUAUACAAAUGCCCACGUCACGUAUGGGAAUCUGAUAUUUUCUGGAAGGAGUUUGACGGAAGCCAAGUCUGGCUGAAAAGUCGCAGAUCUUUC
Diaporthe batatas is the source of this 6869-nucleotide messenger RNA. RefSeq lists its product as uncharacterized. The transcript has 3 exons. The record is from RefSeq and is a predicted model, not a curated record. The coding region runs from base 573 to 4220 and encodes 1215 amino acids. Gene Ontology annotation, biological process: actin filament organization; vesicle transport along actin filament; endocytosis. Gene Ontology annotation, cellular component: microvillus; vesicle; actin cortical patch. Gene Ontology annotation, molecular function: microfilament motor activity; actin filament binding; ATP binding. NCBI's taxonomy places the organism in Eukaryota, Fungi, Ascomycota, Sordariomycetes, Diaporthales, Diaporthaceae.